Solenopsis invicta (red fire ant) is the source of this 1659-nucleotide messenger RNA. It is a transcript of the gene DCTN2-p50, whose product is annotated as dynactin subunit 2. Lineage: Eukaryota; Metazoa; Arthropoda; Insecta; Hymenoptera; Formicidae. The record is from RefSeq and is a predicted model, not a curated record. Gene Ontology annotation, biological process: mitotic spindle organization. The coding region runs from base 153 to 1370 and encodes 405 amino acids. The transcript has 9 exons. Gene Ontology annotation, cellular component: cytoplasm; dynactin complex; centrosome.
CAGGCACUUGAGGGAGCAGCCUUUCUAUAUUUUUUGUCAUUGUCAAAUUGUUCUUUAUGUAGGUGUAUGUCAAAAACGAUAUCCUAUUAAAGUUCUGAACUUCUGGCAACAUUCUGCAUCAUUUCAGAACGAUUUGUGAAAAAUCGAAAGAAAUGGCGGAUCCAAAAUACGCCGAUUUACCCGGAAUUGCUUACGACCAGCUUGACGUUUACGAGACGAGCGAUUUGCCAGAAUCAGAGCAAAUGCGGAUGUACUGCGAGGAUGAACCUGAUAGCUCUUGCGUGGAACAAUUGCACAUCAGUGCCAAAGAGGCGUUCAACAAGUUUAAGGGCAAACAGAUUGUUGGAAAGCCAGUGGAUUUUUCAGAUCGUUUAUCUAACAAGCCAAGAACAGGCUACAAAUUCGGCGAUUGGGAACUUGUCGGCGAGGGCGAGAAGGAGACUCCUCUUCAAAAGUUCCAACGACUUCAAUGUGAAGUUAAGGAGUUGUAUGAAGAAAUGAAUGAAUUGAAGGAAAAAUCUAAAGAUGAGCAAGAGGUUAAAUCUGCUAGCGAGAUCAUUUCUCAGGCACGGCAGAUAGAAACACAGUUGGUUUCUUUGAAACUAGAGGAAUGUUUAGGGCCUGAUAUAGUUGCAAGUUUAUCAGAUCCACAAGGCACUAUACUCAAACAAUUGGUAUCACAGAUAGAAUUGUUUAAGCAAACCAGCGUACCACCAUCCAAGUCGGAAGAUAACAAAACAGAUGAAUCAGUUGAACCUGGUGUUCUUAAGUACCAGAUGAUGUAUUUGCCAGAAAAGGCAAGAAUGCAGGAAGCUGCUAGAGUCGCACAGCUCGAACAAAGACUCUGCUGCUUGGAAAAUAUCAUAGGAACGAGCAAUGACAAGCUCUCGAAAUUCUCACAGAACCUCAAGUGUAAUGGCAUAAUGGAAGUCGUACAACAAUUAGAAGCAAAAGCUUCAUUGUUAGACGUUAAUCAAUUAGAUACUAUUGAAACGAGAUUAGGCACUUUGAUCUACCGAAUGGAUAGCAUUGCACACAAAAAAGCGACGACGGAACAAGAAUCGGAGCAAGAGCAAAAGAUCUCGGAGAUGUAUGAAAUAAUGAAGAAAACAGAUGCUAUAUCACAAGUAUUACCGCAAACAGUAGAGAGAUUACUGGCAUUAAGUGAUAUUCAUCAACAAGCUGCUGCCUUCAAUAAAUCUUUAGUAAAAUUAGAAGAACUGCAAGUGGAUAUAGCGUCGGGAUUGGAAAGUAACAAGUCUCUGCUGAAGGGAGUGCAGGAGAGUUUUGCCUCCAAUAUGGAGAUCAUAAAGGGCAACAUAGCGUUGCUCGACGAACGUAUCAAAAAACUUAAUAAAUCGUCAAAGUAAAGAUAUAAAAUCUAGUUUGAGGAUAGCUAGAUUAACUUACAAAAAUCGCUUUACUCGGAGUAUCUAUACUCCAAUGAUGUUAAAUUAUUGUUUAUUUAAUGUGAUUUAUAAAUUCUAUAUAUCUUACUUUGUACCAUGAUCAUAUUUUGUCAUUAUUAAAUACUAUACUAUAAUAUAAUUACUGAAGUAACAAAAGCCUACUAAUGUCAUUUAGAUACAUAAUGCACAAACGCGAGAAAUAAAACUUCAUUAUAAAAACACGCAAAUUAAAAUAAAAACUGGAAUUUCA